AUAAUUGUAUAUAUAUUUCAAGUACUAACACACAACUGCAAAUUUGCAACAUUUUUAGAAUCGUAGAAGCAGUUCAUAUAAUGACGUGGAAAAUGUCUUAACGGAAUCCCAAGCAUUGGUCAUGAGUGCAUCUCAACAUCGUCAGCAACAAUUGAUAAAUCAACAUAUGCUUGAAUCUCAAACUUCUGUAAGCAGUGCGACAUCUAUACAAACAGUACUACAUCAAUCCUUUAUGAGUGCUACUGGUUCGUCGCCUAGUAAAAGUCUUCACAGUGCUUGUAAUAAUAUAUCAUCGUUGCAACAAGUAUCGGUGAUAAGCAAUACUUCGAGUAGUUCAACAAGCUCAUCACAAACAAAUGCAAAUCCUCAGAGUAUACCGUAUGCUACAGAGGCUUUGUCAACAAUACGAAAUCCUACUGAGAACAUAAAUUCAUUAUUAGAACAUAUAAGUCCAUCGGCACAGGCAGCAGUUAUGAGUGGUGAUGGCGUUUUAAAUAUUGGCGAUGUCGCAGAUUUAUUACAUCCACAACAUGCUAUUAUAACAGGUGGCCGUUCACAGGAAGGAUGCCCACUUAUCAUAUUUCCUGAUAAUAAUAAUUUUCUGUCAUUGGAAGAUGCGGAUUAUCAAAAACUUAUUCUAUAUCUUACGUCAGUGCCAUCACUGCAAGAUGCUGAUCUCGGAUUUCAUUUAAUAAUUGACCGACGUAAAGAUAAAUGGACAUCAGUUAAAACGGCACUUCAACGUAUUUCUAUCUACUUUCCUGGAAUUAUACAUGUCGUAUACGUUUUACGCCCUUCUGGUUUAUUCCAAAAAGCAAUAUCUGAAGUUAGUACAAAAUUUUCCAAAGAUGAAUAUCGUUUUCGUUUGGUUAUAUGCUCCGCACUUAACGAUUUACAUGAAUAUAUUGAUAAAUCACAAUUAACUGUGGAUAUGGGUGGAACACUAAUUUACUCACAUCAUGAAUGGAUACAACAGCGAAUAUCCCUGGAAAAAUUUUCGAGUUUAACCCAUCAAGUUUCCUCAGAAUUGGAUAUUUUCAUACAAGCCAUACAUGAUACAGAAUUUCCAAACUCAGUUGAAGCUACACAAAAACUGCUGGAUGAUCAGGGUGCAGAUUAUGAUCGUUUAAAGGAGGAAAUUCUUGCUGCUGCUAAACACGGUGAAACGCUACUUAAUAACAUUAAAUCAAACGAUGAAUUUAAAGAGUUUUCAGAACGUACUGGCAAUGUUAGCUCUAUUGAGCGACUACUCGUACAGUUGGAGGAAACCGAGAGACGUUUCGAUGAAUUCUGGCGUACACAUCGUAAUCGCCUAGAGCAAUGUUUGGCGCUAAGAAAAUUCGAACAAGAUUUCCGAGAAGCACAGUAUAUUUUUAAUGCCCACCUAAAAUGUGUUGCGGAAAUGACUGAAAUUGGUGAGAGCGUAAUACGUGUGGACUCACUUAUACAAGAAACUGAGGAAUUUCAAAAAUUCAUUUUUGCUGAUGUGCAACGCGCUGUGGAUAUAAUAGAGGCUGGACAAAAGCUUAUCGGUUUACGUGGUGUUUAUCCAUGGGAAAUUGUACAACCGAAAUGUGAUGAAUUACAGCGCGUUUGCGAUAUAAUUACGGAACGCUUAACGAAACGUUUAGAAAUACUGUCAAAGAAUCGUGAACUUAUGGAAAGAGUAGAAAAGGCUAAUCAGUGGUGUGCAAAUGGUGUGGAGUUAUUGGCUUCACAAAAAAUUGAAAAAUGUUCAGUUUCUACAGAACUUGCAGAGCAAAGUUUAAAAGAAAUACAAGCUUUUAUAGCUUCAGCAUCUGAAUUUAAAUUAUCUAGUCCAAGUGAAUUCAAGAAAAUAUUUUUAGAAAGUACAACACCCGAAACCAAAGCUUUAGUAUCUCAGAAGUACGAUUUACUAAAACGUCAUAAAUUGUGCUCAAACUGCAUGAAACCUGGUCAUAUGCCGUUACAAUGUUCCAGGGGAUGCACCAUAUGCCAAAGAAGACAUAAAACACUGUUGCAUCAAAAUAGACAACUAGUUCAAUCCUCAAAACAGAAGAUCAGUUUCGUUCUUUUGGGAACAGCAAAACUUUUAGCAUCUAACUCUAAUGGAAGAACAGUCGAGCGCAGAGCAGUACUGAAUUCAGGUUCACAAAUUAAUAUUGUGACUGAACGACUGGCAUUCAGAUUGGGUCUGCAAGUAAGCUCCAGUUCAAUUUGCAUCGAAGGCGUAGAAAUCGGAAAAUUGAAUUCUAAAAGUCGUACAAUAGUUUCUGUACAAUCAAAAGUGACCAAUUACAAAACAAUACUUGAAGCAUUUGUUUUACCCAAAAUUCUAUACAAUCAACCAUCGCAGCAUUUACAAAUUUCAGAUUGGUAUCUGCCCAGUAACAUCCAAUUAGCAGAUCCUACAUUCUAUAAGUCUGACAAAGUUGAUAUGUUGCUUGGAGUAGAAUUUUACCAUCAACUUCUAAGUCCUGGUCAAACACAACUUUCAAGGGAACUACCAAUUCUACAGAACACUAUGCUUGGCUGGAUCGUAUCUGUAAAAAUUCAAAAUGCUAACGCAAUAAUUGCAACAUGUGGGAUAGCAUCAGAAGAUAGUUUACAAAAUGCAAUAGAACAACUUUGGAAGGUUGAAGAAGUUGAUACUCACUCAAAAGUCUUCUCAAUAGCAGAGCAACAAUGUGAAGCUCAAUUCACUCAAACUACAUAUCAGAAUGUUACGGGACGGUUCAUCGAUAGUCACCUCAAACGACAAUAUGUAGAUUUCUUAGAUGAAUAUAAAAAAUUGGGACACAUGACCGAAAUAGACAUUGAAAGGAUUAUGUCAUCGUAUUAUUUUAUCCCACACCAUUGUGUUCUUAAGCCUGACAGUACCACCACAAAGUUACGUGUGGUAUUUGAUGCAUCAUCCAAAACAACAUCAGGACAAUCUCGCAACGACUUACUACACAUCGGACCAAUUGCUCGAAGUGAACUAUUGUCUAUUCUGUUACGAUUUCAACUUCCUCGAUUUGUGUUUACUACAGACAUUGAAAAGAUGUAUCGACAAAUACUUGUACAUCCAGAAGACAGCCAAUGUCAGCUUAUCGUUUGGAGAAAUCAUCUAGCAACCAAAUAUUUGCAAGCUUUAGCUGAUGACAAUGUGCAAAAUUAUCCAUUAGGUGCAUCUGCUCUCAAAGAAGACUUCUAUGUAGAUGAUUGUUUACACGAGGCAGAUAGUUUGAAAACAUUGUUGGAAACCCAGAGUCAGUUAAACAAAAUACUGACAGCAAGCGGUUUUAAAUUGCGAAAAUGGUGCGCAAAUCAUCCUAGUUUACUACAAUGA
Teleopsis dalmanni is the source of this 3313-nucleotide messenger RNA. RefSeq lists its product as uncharacterized. Bases 122 to 3313 code for a protein of 1063 amino acids. Gene Ontology annotation, cellular component: cytoplasm. Gene Ontology annotation, molecular function: guanyl-nucleotide exchange factor activity. The transcript is spliced from 14 exons. The record is from RefSeq and is a predicted model, not a curated record. Lineage: Eukaryota; Metazoa; Arthropoda; Insecta; Diptera; Diopsidae.